UCUCCCACUUGUCAGGAGUUUUGCCUUUCGAAAACCAUUCACCUUUAUCUUAAUAAUUUUGUAUCGCAAAAAAGUUUCCUAAAACAAUUCUUCUCUUGUGUUGCCAUAUUUUUUUGCACGAGAUUAAUCAAACUAUAUAUGCAAUUGCAUAUAGUCACAUUUUAUGUAUCUUGGAAUCUCCAUGUAUCUUGGAAUCUCCGAAAACAUCGCCGCGUGUCUUGCAUCCUUCAAAAAAGUAAUGUAUUUUUGGAGGAUUUGAUACGGGUGCAGCAACAUUCGUAGAGUUCCGGCAACUUAAGUCAUAUUUGAUGUUUUUUGAGAAAUAAAAUGGAGAGAAACCCUACUUUUGUUCUUCUAAUUGGAUCUUCUACAAGGAUAUUUCUUUGGAUGGUAGUAAUUGUUAUUACAUCGAAAACGGAGGAUGGGGAGAGGAAAGAUUGAGAUAAAGAGGAUAGAAAACAACACAAACAGGCAAGUGACAUUCUGCAAAAGGAGAAAUGGACUGCUGAAGAAAGCUUACGAACUCUCAGUUCUCUGUGAUGCUGAGAUUGCUCUCAUUGUUUUCUCCACCCGUGGCCGCGUCUAUGAAUACUCUAAUACCAACAUAAAGGCAACAAUAGAACGGUACAAGAAGGCAACCGCAGAAACCUCUAGUGCCUACACUACUCAAGAGCUCAAUGCACAGUUUUACCAACAAGAAUCAAAGAAGCUGCGCCAACAGAUACAAUUGAUGCAAAACACAAACAGACAUUUGGUAGGUGAAGGAGUGAGCUCUUUGAAUGUGAGGGAACUGAAGCAGUUGGAGAACAGACUUGAACGAGGCCUUACAAGAAUUAGGUCAAAAAAGCAUGAAAGGAUACUAGCUGAGACUGAGAAUUUGCAGAAGAGGGAAAUUCAACUGGAACAAGAGAAUGCAUUUCUUAGAUCAAAGAUAGCAGAAAAUGAGAGGUUGCAGGAACUAAGCAUGAUGCCAGCAGCAGGGCAAGAGCAAGAUUACAAUGCUUUUCAGCAAUAUUAUGCAAGAAAUAUGCUUCAACUCAAUAUGAUGGAAGGAAUGCAGCCUUCUAAUUAUGAUUCAUUAUUGUCUUCUGACAAGAAGUCUCCUCACCUUGACUGAACUCAGUUAAUCCAUUUGGCUGUGGAGAAAGAAAUUUGGUCUUUUAGAACAUAUAAAUAAUCUUUGAUCUUUGUGCUUUUGCUUUAAUUUAGUACCUUGUUUUUGGUGUUUUUGAAUUCUUUGCUAUUAUUACGUGUAACUGAUGGACGUGUCAGCUUUUUUUUUCAAUAGACCUUGCACCUUCUUAAAAUAUUUUGAGAUUAGAUGGAAUGAACUUUUUAAUGAUGUUAAACUAA
Messenger RNA from Nicotiana tabacum (common tobacco), 1353 nucleotides. RefSeq names its product agamous-like MADS-box protein AGL11. The record is from RefSeq and is a predicted model, not a curated record. Gene Ontology annotation, molecular function: DNA-binding transcription factor activity; RNA polymerase II transcription regulatory region sequence-specific DNA binding; protein dimerization activity. Gene Ontology annotation, biological process: positive regulation of transcription by RNA polymerase II. Gene Ontology annotation, cellular component: nucleus. Lineage: Eukaryota; Viridiplantae; Streptophyta; Magnoliopsida; Solanales; Solanaceae.